Messenger RNA from Meriones unguiculatus (Mongolian gerbil), 5042 nucleotides. RefSeq names its product apoptosis associated tyrosine kinase (gene Lmtk1). NCBI's taxonomy places the organism in Eukaryota, Metazoa, Chordata, Mammalia, Rodentia, Muridae. The transcript is spliced from 14 exons. The record is from RefSeq and is a predicted model, not a curated record. The coding region runs from base 560 to 4483 and encodes 1307 amino acids. Gene Ontology annotation, biological process: peptidyl-tyrosine autophosphorylation; brain development. Gene Ontology annotation, molecular function: ATP binding; protein tyrosine kinase activity.
GGCGCUCGGAGCGGGGGCCGCGCGCUCCGCACCUGCGGGGGCCGCUGGGCGACGAUGCCGGAGCGCCGGCCCAGGCCGCCCGCCGCCUUCCGAGCCUAGGCGCGGCGCCGGCCCGGGGAUGCCCAUCGCGCUGCUGGCCCUGGUCAUGUCGUCGUCCUUCUUCAACCCCAGCUUUGCCUUCAGCUCCCACUUCGACCCGGGUGAGUCCGCGCGGCGCCCUCCGAGGCGGCCUUGCGGCUGCGGCUGCCCCCCACCUGUCUCCCCACCGCCGACAUGAUGCCGCUGGAGCCACGGUUUCCCAUUUUGCCUGGAAAUUAACCCCUCUCCACCCUGAGCCCCCGCAGAAGAACAGGGACCGGCGAGGACCCACCACAGGUCUGCGGAGGUGGGCAGGCCUUCAGGCUAGCCCCUGCACAGCCGGCUGGCUGGCGGCAUCAUUCCCUGUCUCUUUGGAUGCCUCCCUGGCACAGAUGGUGCUCCACUCAGUGAGCUGUCCUGGUCAUCCUCCCUCGCAGUGGUAGCCGUGUCCUUCUCGGGGCUCUUCACCGCCGUCGUCCUCAUGCUGGCCUGUCUGUGCUGUAAGAAGGGCAGCAUUGGGUUCAAGGAGUUUGAGAAUGCUGAAGGCGAUGAGUACGUGGCUGACCUCUUGGAGCAGGGCUCCCCGGCUGCAGCCACUCAGAACGGCCCCGAUGUGUACGUCCUGCCCCUCACCGAGGUCUCCUUGCCCAUGGCCAAGCAGCCGGGCCGCUCAGUGCAACUUCUCAGGUCCACUGACCUGGGCCGGCACAGCCUCCUGUACCUAAAGGAGAUCGGCCACGGCUGGUUUGGGAAGGUGUUCCUAGGGGAGGUGCACUCGGGCGUCAGUGGCACGCAGGUGGUGGUGAAGGAACUGAAGGCCAGCGCCAGUGUGCAGGAGCAGAUGCAGUUCUUGGAGGAGGUGCAGCCCUACAGGGUCCUGCAGCACAGCAACCUGCUUCAGUGCCUGGCCCAGUGUGCCGAGGUGACCCCAUACCUGCUGGUCAUGGAGUUCUGCCCGCUGGGGGACCUCAAAGGCUACCUACGGAGCUGCCGGGUGACAGAGCCCAUUGCGCCUGACCCCCUGACCUUGCAGCGCAUGGCGUGCGAGGUGGCAUGUGGCGUCUUGCAUCUGCACCGUCACAACUAUGUGCACAGUGACCUGGCCCUGAGGAACUGCCUGCUAACGUCUGACCUGACCGUCAAGGUCGGAGACUACGGCCUGUCACACUGCAAGUACAGGGAAGACUACCUCGUAACUGCCGACCAGCUGUGGGUGCCGCUGCGCUGGAUCGCGCCCGAGCUGGUGGACGAGGUGCACGGCAACCUCUUGGUGGUGGAUCAGACCAAGAGCAGCAACGUGUGGUCGCUGGGUGUGACCAUCUGGGAGCUCUUCGAGUUGGGCGCUCAGCCCUACCCCCAGCACUCGGACAGGCAGGUGCUGGCUUACGCCGUCCGAGAGCAGCAGCUGAAGCUGCCCAAGCCUCAGCUGCAGCUGGCCCUGUCUGAUCGCUGGUACGAGGUGCUGCAGUUCUGCUGGCUGCAGCCAGAGCAGAGGCCCACGGCGGAAGAGGUCCACCUGCUGCUGUCCUACCUGUGCGCCAAGGGCACCACGGAGCUGGAGGAGGAAUUUGAGCGCCGCUGGCGCUCCCUGCGGCCCGGGGGCAGCACCAGCCUGGGGUCAGGCCCCGCUGGCCCCACCGCUCCUGCCGACCUCACAGCGGCCUCGUCUUUCCCGCUGCUGGAGCAGUUCACCGGCGACGGCUUCCACGUGGACAGCGACGACGUGCUGACCGUUACGGAGACCAGUCGUGGCCUCAACUUUGAAUACAAGUGGGAGGCCGGCGCCGAGGCCUUCCCGCCCGUAGGGGGCCCGCCCCGCCCAGGCUCCCCAGCACGCCUGCAGGAGCUGUGCGCCCCUGACGGCUCACCCCCAGGGGUGGUGCCGGUCCUCAGUGCCCACAGCCCCUCAGUGGGCAGCGAGUAUUUCAUCCGCCUGGAGGGGGCAGAGCCUGCCGCUGGCCACGAUCCUGACUGUGCCGGCUGUGCGCCCAGCCCCCAAGCUGUGCUUGGCCAAGCCGACAACUCGGAGGACAGCACCGCUGCCUCUCUUGUCAUGGAGCCGCUGCUGGGCCACGCACCCCCUGCCGGGGGCCUGUGGGGCCCCUGCGACCACCGUUCACGAAGGAGGCCAGAGCUGCCCUGCCCCUCUCGGUCCCCUUCUCCUGGGACCCCGAUGUUGCCAUCUGAAGACAUAGACUGGGGUGUGGCUACCUUCUGCCCACCCUUCUUUGAUGACCCACUGGGUGCAUCACCCUCCUCCGGGAGUCCUGGGGCACAGCUGUCCCCGGGGGACGAGGGGCUGGGGGAGGGAAGGGCCGGGAGGGCUGCCCGCUGUGGGCACUGGAGCUCUAACACGUCGGCCAACAACAACAGCGGCAGCCGGGACCCUGAAUCCUGGGAUCCCGGCUACGUGAGCAGCUUCACAGACAGCUACAGAGACGACUGCUCCAGCCUAGAGCAAACCCCGCGGGCCUCCCCCGAGCCGGGCCCCGCCCUGUCCCCGGAGGACCCCGGAGAAUGUCUGCCUGGGCUAGCAGCAGCCUCCCCGGGGCCCGAGCCAAGCCGCUGCCUCAGCCUGCUUCCUCUGUGUCCUGCCAAAGGCCUGGCACCUGCUGCCUGCCUCGUCACAUCCUCCUGGACCGAGGCGGCUGUCAGCGGGGGGCACAGCCCCCACAUGGAACCCAAACUUGCCCAGGAGGCGGAGGGCCUGGCGGAGCCCCAGCUACCCCUUCCGUCUGUACCCUCCCCGUCCCGUGAAGGAGCCUGGCUUCCCUCGGAGGAGGCGAGUGCUCCCCACAUCCUGCCUGCCUCCCCUACACCCGCUGCUGGCAGUCGGGUGACCGUCCCGGAGCCAGCCCCCACCCUGGACAGCAGCAGCGGUCCUCUGGGGCUCGAGGCACCCAGCAGUGGCCAUGAGGACACCAUGGAGGAGAUGACGUCGGGGGUCUUCACCGACCUGCCCAGCGAUGGCCCCCGCCCCGAGAAGCCAGGCACCACCGUGCCGGCCUUGCAGUGCCUGCAGAAGCAGGCGGGGACCCCCGACUCCCUGAACUCUCUGGACAUCCCGUCCUCAGCCAGCGACAGUGGCUGUGAGGUCUUGAGUGCAUCAACUGCCGGUCCCGCUGGUGGCCAGCCCAGGGCCAUGGACAGUGGCUAUGACACGGAGAACUAUGAAUCUCCUGAGUUUGUACUCAAGGAGGCCCAUGAGGCGAGUGAUCCUGAGGCCUUCGGGGAGCUAGCCUCAGAGGGGGAGAGCCCAGGGCCCGAGACUCUGCUCUCUGCCUCCCUUGGGGGCCUCAGCAAGAAGAACCCCUACCGAGACUCCGCCUACUUCUCAGACCUGGAUGCUGAGUCCGAACCCACCUUUGGCCCUGAGAAGCUCAGUGGGGUCCAGGACUCCGCAGUGGAGCAAGACCUGAAGAGCUCACCUAGCCCAGGACAUCAGUCUGUGCAGGCUCUUCCCAGGCCUGACGAGCCCAGGGAGGUGCUGCCCCCUCCACAGCAGGCAGAGGAGCCCUUGCCCGACCCCAGGCCAGAGCCUCUUGGGGCUCAAAGCCCAGCUGAGGUGCAGCCUGUGCCCAGCCCUACCCGUUCCAAGUGUUUCCUGCUGACCUCAGUCCCUCCGAGCUCUGACCCCGUGGGCCGCCCAGGACAGCUGUCGGGGACGGCUCAGCUGGGGCGGGCGGGGAGUCCUAGCAGACCCAGGUCCCCGCUCUGCCUGGCCCUGCCUGGCCACCCUGGGGCUGCGGAGGGCCGGCCAGAGGACGAAGAGGACAGCGAGGACAGCGAUGAAUCUGACGAGGAGCUCCGAUGCUACAGUGUGCGGGAGCCCAGUGAGGACAGCGAGGAGGAGCCGGCGGUGCCGGUGGUGGUGGCCGAGAGCCAGAGCGCGCGGAACCUGCGGAGCCUGCUCAAGAUGCCCAGCCUGCUGUCGGAGGCCUUCUGCGAGGACCUGGAGCGCAAGAAGAAGGCCGUGUCCUUCUUUGACGACGUCACGGUCUACCUCUUCGACCAGGAGAGCCCCACCCGAGAGGCUGGGGAGCCCUUCCCCACCGCGAAGGAACCUCUCCCCACGUUCCUGGAGGGUAGCCCCGGCUCACCCAGUGCCCCCGGCCUGCCGCAGGGGGCUGACCACUUGCCCGACAGCUCCACUCCUGAACAGGGCCGUUCGUUCGAAUGGGAUGCGGAUUUCCCACUGGUACCUGGCAAGGCGGCCUUGGUGGCGACGCUGGACUCUGGCGACCCUGUCCUGGCCACGCCCCCCACGCCGGCGGCGCCCUUCUCACGUUUCACGGUGUCACCCACACCCGCCUCCCGCUUCUCCAUCACCCACGUAUCUGACGCAGAUGCCCAGUCGGUGGGAGGCCCAGCAGCAGCUGCUGGGGGCCGAUACACAGAGGCUUGAGACCCAGGUGGUCCCGCUGUUCGGAGGCUGGCAUCACUGGAGCCCCUGUCAUCCUGUCCAGGCAGCAGCAAGGAUGGUGACUGGGACUGAAUGGGGACCGUGAGCACUGGAGAAGCAGGCCUGUAUCUAGCCCUGGACGCGUUGGGCCGUGUGCCUCCUCCGUGCUGCCCUGAAGGCAGAGUGUGUCCUGGGUGGACCCGGGUUUGCUGCUAGCCUCUGGAGGUACCUGCAGCCCGAGGGCCUGUGGGUGUCUGUAAGCAUAUACGUACACACUCAAGGAGGACGCCCGGACCCUGGGUGUCUUCUCCAUUCCUGGGCACUCCCCCGACCCCCCACUCCAGCCACUCUUCCUAUACGGCUGGUGGUGGUGAACUGGCCUCAGGCAGGACCAUGCAGCAAGGGCCCGCAUGCCCUGUUGGGUAGGUCCCUGCCAUGUGUUCAAAGGAUCCCCGGCAGGUUUCAAGAUGGCUUUAAGCCUGCAGGUCCUUUUUGCCCCCCCUCCUUUCUUACCCGGGUCUAGGUGUGUUCAGAGCAAAGAUGGACCCUUGGGCUCCAAGCC